UUGACGUAUUACAUCCCGCCGACGGGAGAGGGCGGAGAGCGGACCCGGGAGUGGCGGACGACGCCGAGCCGCUUUGCCCGCGGUUAUCAUGCCGAGCUCGGAGGACCCCAACGCGGGGCCUGGGAGCGAGGAUGGGAGCGGAGCCGGUCCCAGACAGGCCGACGCGGACGAGAUGACGUGGUGGUAUCGCUGGCUGUGCCGGAUGGCGGCCGUGAUCGGUGGGGUGUCGUGUGCAAUUGCUGGAGUGUGGAACUGUGUAACAAUCAAUCCCCUCAACAUCGCAGCUGGGGUCUGGAUGGUGCUGAAUGCAUUUAUCCUUUUCAUAUGUGAAGCUCCCUUCUGCUGCCAGUUUAUCGAGUUUGCAAAUGCAGUGUCUGCAAGAGCUGAUAAGCUCCGCUACUGGCAGAAAGCUGUCUUCUAUUGUGGGAUGGCAAUUUUCCCAGUUUUCCUGAGCUUUUCAUUCACUACAUUGUUUGGGAAUGGAAUUGCUUUUGCUUCAGGUGUGCUUUAUGGACUUGCAUCACUUGGAAAAAAGGGCGAUGCCAUUUCGUAUGCCAGGCUCAAGGAUAGGAAAAUGGCUGAUGAGGAGAAGUUGACGGGAACUGUCACCGAUGAGAUGGCGAUGCAGUAGAAGAUACCGACUAGUUUUACCUCAUUCAACUACAGAUCAACAAACCAGCAGAACUUUAUAUUUAUAUACAGUACAUCCAAUUUAUACACUGCAGAGAGAGCCACUUCCAUGGGCUCUUGGUUUGACAUGCAAUCAAUCCUUCAAAAGAAUAGAAUUUCUCUGCUCUUUCUAAUAAUGUAAUUUUUAUACCUUUGCUUCAUUUAUGAGGAUAUUGGUUUUCAAACUUUGUUGAAACCUGCUGCUGACUCUAAAUCACAGGAGUCUGAUGGCUUGUUUAUACUUGUGAUUAUAGUUCAAAUUAUGUUGACUGCCUUGAGAUGGUUGGUUUGAAUGCAGCCCAGCAGUUGCUGCCUGGGGCAGUGCUCCACCCAUUGUGAUUGCCAGAUUACAACAUUAAUGGGGUUCCGAUCAUUUCUCAAUAGUACUGUUAGUUUAUAAACUACAGUUUAAUACAAACCUGCCUUUUGCUGUUUAAAUACAGGCUUUUUUUUUGGAUUUUCCUUCAUUGGAAUUGUAAUGCACUAUAAAUCACAUCAACAAUGUUUUCUAAAGUAGAGUUCACUCACACUCUUGGCAUAGUUGCCUCAAGUGUUCCAACACUCCUCAUACAGAAUUGCAUCUUCUAUAACUUGGGUGAACCCCACAAUGAUGGGAGUAGUUGCUCAAUAAUCCUUGCAUCCAUCUCCCUCACUCUCACUCUUUUAAGAUAUUGAUGACUAUCUGUACUGGUGCUGCUUCCUACCUUUGAACAGAGUCGAAGGUUUCAUCUCCUUUUGUUGGUUCCCAUCCUGCUCUCGUCUUCAUAUGUUCCAUCACUAAAUCUUCCCUACCCUUGAUUUGUCAAUCUUUCAGGAGUUGCCUUAGCAAACGAUACUCUGCAUAUUUUCUCUUGUUUGUGAUUGACUUAAUAUAGUUCUCAUAAAAGGUGAUUGGGCUCUCUCAUAGGUGUUACCUGGCCUAUUAGAUAUUGCUGUCAUUUCCUGUUUGUUUCAGGAUUGCAGCAUCUACAGUAUUUAAUUACUGAAAUUAGUGCUCCUUAGAGGAAAGCGUUAAUUUCGUGGUCACAUGACAUGCGGAAGUUUAUAGGGAGGUCCUACUGUGACUGUGUAAGGAUCACAUGUAAUUGCCAGUUAGGCUAUUCAGAGCAUGGUCACAAAAUCCUUUAUAUUCUGCUGUCUCCAUCUGGAGUAUUGUUGGACGGUGGUGUACAGAAAAGGAGAAACACGCACAUGAUCUUUAGAGAGCUGACUGAGUUCAUGCUGGGAAAAGCAAAUUUGAUUUGGCUGUGACACUGCCCGUAGUACAAUAGCUGAAGUGCUGUCCCUUUUGAAAUAGUGGCCAACUGAGUGAAGUACAGGGCUUGGGAGCAAACAUUUUUAGGAGAGAAAGGUAAAGCUGUUUUGAAACGAGCUUUGUUUUGAUUCAUUCAUUCUGUAAUUGUCGAUCAUGUGUGCUAAAGAAUGUCUGUUUAACUUUUACCUGAGACAAAGCAGAGCCUGACUCUCAGUACAGACAGGGAAAGCUUUUAAGCUUCAGCUCCUCCAUGAUACAACUGGUAACAAAAGUUAUUCAACAUUGAGUGACUUUGUUCCACACAUCUGUUCUGCACCGGAUGUCAGUAGUUCAUUCAGACUUGCCACUAGGUGCUAACACUGCCACAUAUCCCUUUUAAACAAAGAGCAGUACUGCAUGGAUACAGGUUCUUUGCCCCAACCACAAUGCUCACCGGGCGGCUCCCAAUUUCCUGCAAUUGACUCAAACUUCACUCUUUCAUGUACCUAUCCAGAUGCUUCUGAAAUGAUACUGUUGUAUCUUGGUGUCUACCUGAAACUGUAAGCAUUUUGUUUUGCAUCAGCCCUAAACCCUCUAGAGUAGAUAUUGCUGUCAGUUUUGUGAAGGUAUUUCUACUAGUCUCUAUAUCUCUUGGUCAAUAAUUCCAGGGCUACUGAGAGUCAUCUAUUGUGUCCUCUUUCACUAGUUUAAAAACAAACAUAUUUCUCAAAAACAAAGGGGAAACCUUAACAAGCAGCUUUGUGCUGUACUCUCUUGAGCUUCCUUUCUUGGUUGUUUUGUAUUAUGGAGCUCAAUGUCGCACAUGUUCCUUCAACCUGAGCCUUAGUUUUGUCAAGACUCAUCACACUUUGUUUCAGUCGGUGCCCAUUUUAUUAGGAACACCUGUACACCUUGUUUAUACGAGAUCUAGUCAGCCAGUCAUGUAGCAACAAUUCAAUGCAUAGGAGCAUGCAGACAUGGUAAAGCAGUUUAACUGUUGUUCAGAUCAAACAUCAGAACGGGGAAUAAAUUUGAUCCAAGUGACUUUGACCAUGGAAUGACUGUUAGUGCCAGACAGGGUGGUUUGAGUAUGUCACAAACUGCUGAUGUGGGGUUUUCAUGCACAGCAGUCUCGAGAGUUUACAGGGACAUCCAGUUAGUGAGAGUUCUGUGUUGAAAAAUGCCUUGUUAAUGAGAGGGGCGAAGUGAAUGGUCAUACUGACAGGAAGGUGUCAAUAACUCAAAUGACCAUGUGUUGCAACAGUGAUGUCAGAAGAGCUUCUCUGAAUGCACAACACAACAAACCCUGAAGACCACAUGGGGUUCCGCUCCUGUAGCUAAUAAAGUGGCCACUGGGAGUAUACUGUAAUCUUUGGGAUGAGUCCUCCAUACUGAUAGCAGCUUUUGCUCUGAUGUCCUUUAGCAGACCUAUGAACACUGACCUCAGUUGUUGCUAAAUAUCCUUUCUGGGUGGGAGUCAAGUGUAACAUUUAUUGUUGCCUGAUUAGUCACUGCCAGAUUCACACCUCAGUUUUUAGUGCAAUAAUUCUUCUGAACAUCACAUUUCUGAUUAUCAAAGAUGGUCAUGACUAAUGGGUUGGUACUGACUUUAGACCAGGCCAUUUCAGAAUGAUUUGAAGUUAUGUCUCUAGUCUUGGCCAAUUCUUGGUCCCCUGUGGAGGGGAUAAAAUGAGCCAGUAUCACUACUUCAACUCCUCAGCACUGCAUAUAUUCCUUUUAGCCAGGGAAUGGAUGCCUUCCAAAGGUGAUACUUAUCUUAAUCCAUUUCAAGACACACUUACAGCCUUGCAUAAUAGAGAAGGGAAUGUUGGCCGGGUGAAUAAUAACAUAUUGGUCAUGGUCAUAUUCUGACUGCAGUAAUUGGAAAUGGAUUAGAAAUUCUUGCACAUUUUAGUUUGUAUUGGCAUUGUUUACUUGGUAUGUGUCUAUUUAAAUUUAAAUACAUUGGAUAUUUUAUACAUUUUGUCCAUUUCUGACCAUUUACUGUGAAAUAAAAGACUUUACUGCACUA
Hypanus sabinus (Atlantic stingray) is the source of this 3935-nucleotide messenger RNA. RefSeq names its product calcium channel flower domain containing 1 (gene cacfd1). The transcript has 5 exons. Gene Ontology annotation, cellular component: membrane. Lineage: Eukaryota; Metazoa; Chordata; Chondrichthyes; Myliobatiformes; Dasyatidae. The coding region runs from base 89 to 631 and encodes 180 amino acids. Gene Ontology annotation, biological process: vesicle-mediated transport. The record is from RefSeq and is a predicted model, not a curated record.